AAACCGCUCAACGCUUCAGUCGAGUUUGAAACUUACACUCAAGCGGAGUUGUAAAUAGUUGUUCGAGUUGUUGGCUCGUACUCAAACUGUAGAAAAAUGUAAAAAGUCGACUAAAAACAUAUAUCUAUAUAUAUACAUAUAAAUAUUUGUUUGCCUGCAGAAAUUCUUUUAAAUUUUUAAGUUCCAACAAAACGACAAAAAACCAACAAAAAACAACAAAACGACAAAAAACGAAUACGUUGCUAAAUACACAUGCUAAAACAUACACUUGCUAAAAUACACAUAAACCAACCGUAGAAAGCAACGUAGUAAACGAAACGAAAAUAUUGAAAAGUAGGGAAUAGAGAGAGAGAGAGUGGAGAAGAGGAAAAGAGCUAAUUCCUGGUGCGUAUAACUCCAUUAGAGGAACGAUUAGCAUAGUCAAGGACGAGGCAACGAGAAGUGCCAACGAUAAUUCAAUCAAAGACCCAGAAGAAGUUGCUUGAAAAUCAUCCUGCUCCAGUCCUGCGGCCUGGUGCUGCCUCCUGCCUGAAAGCGGACUAAAAACGAACUGGGGAAACUGUGGAAAACUCCAUCGAAACACUCGGAUAAAGUGGAAAACGUGUGCGUGCGCGUGUGAAAAAGUUUUCUCUGGUAUCCUGGUAUCUGGGCAAGAGUGUUUUAAUUCGAACACUUGGCAAGUUUUCCCUCCCUCUCCAACCAUCGUCCGUCCAUUCGGAAAAUGGACCGUCACCGACAUCGCCAUCGCCUCAGCAUGUGGCCCACGUUCGCCGUCUGUUUGCUGCUCUUGCAGGCGACCACAACCACGAUGGCCAUCGAUCUGAGUCGCCUCUACGGCCACAUGGCCAAUCCGGUGCAGAAGCGUAGCGAUCCCUGUCAUCCAUACGAACCAUUCAAGUGCCCCGGCGAUGGUAAUUGCAUUUCCAUUCAAUAUUUAUGCGAUGGUGCACCCGAUUGCUCUGACGGAUACGACGAGGAUAUGCGUCUUUGUACGGCGGCCAAACGACCACCGGUGGAGGAGACGGCAUCCUUCCUUCAGAGCCUGAUUGCAUCGCAUGGACCCAACUAUUUGGAGAAGCUUUUUGGCAGCAAGGCCCGAGAUGCUCUUUCCCCUCUGGGCGGCGUGGACAAGGUGGCCAUCGCUUUGAGUGAAUCGCAAACGAUUGAGGACUUUGGUGCUGCCCUUCGACUAAUGAGAUCCGAUUUGGAACACUUGCGCUCCGUAUUCAUGGCUGUGGAGAACGGGGAUCUGGGUAUGCUGAAAUCGCUGGGCAUCAAGGACUCGGAACUGGGGGAUGUGAAAUUCUUCUUGGAGAAGCUGGUGAAUACCGGCUUCCUUGACUGAGUAGCGCCAGAUCCGGCUUCUGGAUUUUAUUAUGCCCAUGCACAGCCCAUCAGCCCUAAUUUCUAUUCGUAUUUGGGUACGCCCUAUGAUAAUUACAAUUAUUAAAUGCGAAUGCACUCACCAAAACACCCAACAACCACUCACCAAAACACACGUUUCUAUUCAUUCCCAUGCCAUUAGAUAUUUUCUCAAACUCUUUUUAUGCUUUCUGAUUACUCUCUUCUCUCUUAAAUCUCGAUUUUCCUUUCGUUUGCUUUAAUUUGUUUAAUUUUCCUAAACACAUUUUAUAUAAAAAUAACAAAAAAACCAAAAAUCAAGAAAACCAAAAACUAAAAAAAAAUUGCAAAAAAGCCACCAAAAAAAAAAUUAUAAAAAAAGAAAUUUAAAGAUGUUAAAAAUAGAAGAACAAAUUCGGCUGCUUUCUCUUAAAAUUUCAGCGCUUUUUCCUACACUUUCUCCUCAACUUUCUCUCUCUGAAUAUUUGUUGCAAUUUCCAUUGACGAUCUAUACAUUUAUUUUUGAGAAAAUCAGUGCGCAAAUUUCAGUAAAAGAAAAACAAAACAACAAAAAUCCUUCAUGAGAACUAAAUACCAAAAGAGAAUAAAAUAUGGAAGCAGGAUCGUUUGGCAAAAAAAGGAAAAACUUAAAGUAAAAACUAUGAAAAAAAUCUACAAAAAAAAUACAAAGAAAACAAAAAAUACCUUUCUGAAACAUAUAUACUAUAUAUAUAGAAUAUAUUGAUUUUUAUUGAUGUUUAUGUAAUAGUGUUUCAAGGCUUCUUAGAUCCGUAAAGUAAACCGAUGAUCACUUAUGGUAUUCACGAAACUAAAGUCCCUAAAUGAGCAAAAAGGAAACCUCAAUGCAAAAGACCUUCAGUAAAGAACCUUCCACUACAGAAUCUUCUAUGAACUUUUAUUCACUCUUUUUUCCAAAAUCUAUUAAAAAACUAAUAUUAAAACUUGACAAAUUUCUUUAGUUUUUAGCGUUUAAAAAUGUAGAAGAAAAAGCCCUGCAGCUAAUCUACUAACCCCCCCAACAAAAUAGUAUGAGAAAUACGAAUAUAUUACGAUAUCUAGGUAGAUAUAUAUCCCAUAUAGUAUAUCCAAAUGUCGAGCUACUGUGCAAAAAAUAGAGGGGAAAAAGGAAAAACACAUUACGGAAACCGUUUUGAGUUGCAUAAUUCACGAGAUAAAAUAUAUUUAUGUGUGUCUAAAAAAUAUAAUAAACGAAAACUUACGAAUAUAUAUUCCAUAAAAAACUCAAACUUUACUCAAAUUCUUAACAAAUAUAUUUCUUAGAAAAAAAAAACAUUACAGAAAAAACCCCGACAAUUUGUAACCAAAAUGAGAUUCGAACAAUAUUUUGAGAGCCAAUUUCUGUUCAACCAAAAACUGACCCAAAAACAUUUGGAAACUAACUUGAAGAAAAACGUACAGAAAUUGGUUCCCAAAAAAACACACUAACACAAAACACUUUUCUUUCUAGUUCUAAGAAAAAUCUAUUGUUCCUUAAAAUUAUUUCAAAAAUGGAGCACGGAAUUGUUGAAAAGAAAACUAAAACAAAGGAAAACAGAAAAUUUGAGUAAAGUGAGGAUUAGAAAACGAAACCCAACGUUGAAAUGGAAAUGGAAGGAACAUUUUAAUGGAGUUAUAAGUACCUUGAAUUAGCUGAUAGAUCAGAACCACUAAAGUUAUUUAUUCGAGAAAACUUUUUAUCAAAUAUAGUUGUCUAUUAAAUAAUAUUUAUAAAAAAUACUUAAUCAAAUAAAACACUUAAGCAAAUCAAGAGUAACUAUUACCAGAAGAAAGAACCGAUUAAAACUGAUCCAUUGAAAUAUAUAUACAUGAUAUAUAUGGUAUAUACGAGUGUUAAAGGCCCCAUGUAAAUAAAGAGAAGACAAACUACGAAAUUCCAUAAUCGAUGCAAAUGAUUUAAGAAUGGAAAACCGAAGGAAAAGCUGAAGGAAACCGAAGAAAACCACAAGAAAAACCGAAAAAAACCAAAAGUGAUAAUUUUGUGUUUUUUCUUUGGUUUAUUUUCAACUUAAUUGAAACUAAAAAUAAACUAUAAAAAAGCAAAGAUGAAAAUCUACAAAAAAUAAAUGUUUUUUCUUUGUGAAUAUCUUUGAACAAUUUAAAAAAAAUAUAUACAAUACAAAUUGUAAGCCACGGAAAAACUAUAUCGCAAAACAUAUCAGCAGAUCUGAUCAGAUCAAGAAAAUUAUAUGGUAAUACAAAAUAUAUGCAAACAUAUCAAGUAAAAAACACAAACAACAAAAACAUAUCAAAUAUGAGGUGGAAAAAAGAUGAAGAAAAACUUAAAAAUCAAAUAAAAUUAAGCGAAAUACGAAUAUAUUUAUGAGUAAAAAACACACCAACAGAGAUUUCUUAAUCAACAAUUUUGAUUAGAUUAGAUCUAUAAUUUCUAAUGAUUUUUGUAUUAGUUUUUGUUCUUUAUAAAACAUUUGUAACUUGUUUCAGGGUUUUAAACCAAAACUGACCCAUUGAACUCUUAAAAUCCUGAAACAAUUCUACAAAAAUGUAGCAGAAAUAUAGUUUAUAAUACAAAAACACAAAACAUAAAAUGUAACAGCUUUUUUUUAUUUAUAAUUUAAGAUUUCUUUUUACUUUUAAAAUGAUUUCCCUUGACUUUAAGUUGCCUGAAAAACUAUCAAAGUUACCACCAAAACAAAAAACAGUAACAGAUACACCAGAAAAUAGUUGAAAAAUAUAGAAAUAUAUACAUACAUAUCUUAAAGAGGAAACACACACUAAAAAAAAACGUAGAGUGCUGAAAAUAGACAGAUAGCAAAGAACAAGAUACUACUCGUACUCCAAAAAAAGCAAACAAGAGACAAAAUUGCUCUUCAAAAAUCAAACAAAAAAAGGUAUAUUAUAUUCAUAAUUAUAUACGAAAAUAUACAUACAUUUAAUGUUUGAAAAUACACUACAAGAAGAACUACAUACUAUACAAGAAAUCUAUGUGUUAUAGAAAAUAUGGAUUACAAUUCAACAACAAACAAACAAAACAUUCAAGAAACCAACAAAACAGAUGAAAAAACUAACUUAAAUAAACA
Drosophila miranda is the source of this 4421-nucleotide messenger RNA. Its product is annotated as IDLSRF-like peptide. The record is from RefSeq and is a predicted model, not a curated record. Gene Ontology annotation, molecular function: protein binding. The transcript has 5 exons. Bases 722 to 1345 code for a protein of 207 amino acids. NCBI's taxonomy places the organism in Eukaryota, Metazoa, Arthropoda, Insecta, Diptera, Drosophilidae.